Molecule: messenger RNA, 828 nt
Organism: Durusdinium trenchii
Lineage: Eukaryota; Dinophyceae; Suessiales; Symbiodiniaceae
Source: the annotation of a GenBank genome assembly
AUGGCCUGCAUUUUGCUUCUGGCCUUGAACAAGGACUUUGAUGUUUUCAAUGAGGCAUACAGCUUUCUGGAGCUCUUCUCAGGCAAGGGAUGGGUGACUAAACUGAUGAAAGUGAAUGGUAUCGCAUCCGCAAGCUUUGACAUAUCGUAUGGAGAACCAGUGUUAGUGCUCCUGUCCAUUCUCAAUUGCAAAUUCGAGAACUUUCUCGUGGUCAUCGGCUUGGUAUGCAGCAGCUGGGUCACCGUGACAGCUCUCCUCAUCCUGGCCAUCACGGCCAUGGGAGGGACGUGGAUAUUGGAACAGCCCCGAAGCAGCCUUGUGAUAUGGCAUCCUAGGAUUAGACUGCUUUGGAGGCUACUUCCAAAGGUGUAUGAAGCUCGGUGGUGGGCCUGCAUGUAUGGCUCUGCCACGGCAAAAAGGCAUAUAGCCUGGUCAAAUUCCCCGACAGUGCAGCUUCUGGAUUUGGGUCAGAUGGUGAGGGCGCACUACAAACUACAGGGUGUGAAGUCCACCAAGAAGUACAGAAACAAACGUGGCAAGGUGGCCUUUUGCGGCUCAUCUUUCCUCAAACAAACACAGACGUAUCCACCUGGCUUCGCGAAGAAGAUCACCAAGCUUCACUCCAGGUUCUGUGCGAAGCGGACUUUGGAGUUUGGUGCCGGCAUUGAGGGAGAACAUCUCAACUUAGGAGUUUACCUUUUUGAAGGUCUUUCCUGGGACACUGAUUGGUGGCUUGAUGCUGGAAUGGACAGCACAUUCUGCUACCUUCGUGGAGCCAAGGGAUUGUGUUUGGGAUCCUUGAGGCAUCUUUUCCCAACGCACAUUUAA